AUGCGUAAAUCAACAAAGCAAAAGUUAAGAAUACGACAAUCAAAAAUGCGAGAAGUAAAAAUUCACAAAUCAAGGAUACGUAAAUAUAAUUACAAAAAUCGUAUGGAUAAACUCCGUGAUUUCAUCUGCGCUAUAGAAUCUCAUCACAAAGAUUACAUAGAUAAUGUAACAACCGAAAAUGUCAAUAUUGACGAUAAUGGCGUAGAUGUUAAUGCCGCGUUGGAAAAUAAUGGUUUCAUUACUGGAGAAACUGCAUUGCACCUUGCCGCGGCGACAGGAACAAAGGAAAUUAUAAAAUUAUUAUUAGAUAACAAUGCUAACAUUAAUGCUAAGAAUAUAAAAGGAAUCACUCCUAUUAUCAGUGCUGUUGAAGCUAAAAACGAUGAUGCCAUGGAUGUAUUGAUGGAACAUGGACCUGAUCUUUUUUGUACAUAUAAAGAAUAUCGUUACAGUGUAACGAUAUUUCAUGCAGCUAUUUCAAGUUCUAACUGGGAAUUCUUGUCUCAUUGGCUAUUUUUAUUUGCUGAUACGCGUGAUGUUAAUAAUAAUAGUUUUUUUUUCGUUCUUUGA
Microplitis mediator is the source of this 570-nucleotide messenger RNA. Its product is annotated as putative ankyrin repeat protein RF_0381. The record is from RefSeq and is a predicted model, not a curated record. Lineage: Eukaryota; Metazoa; Arthropoda; Insecta; Hymenoptera; Braconidae. The transcript is spliced from 2 exons. Gene Ontology annotation, molecular function: protein binding. The coding region runs from base 1 to 570 and encodes 189 amino acids.